Messenger RNA from Danaus plexippus (monarch butterfly), 4423 nucleotides. RefSeq lists its product as uncharacterized. Gene Ontology annotation, biological process: tRNA methylation. Gene Ontology annotation, molecular function: RNA binding; tRNA (guanine) methyltransferase activity. The transcript has 7 exons. The coding region runs from base 146 to 4360 and encodes 1404 amino acids. The record is from RefSeq and is a predicted model, not a curated record. Lineage: Eukaryota; Metazoa; Arthropoda; Insecta; Lepidoptera; Nymphalidae.
AUGGUGUUUUAUGUUUAUAAACAUGCUUAUGACAGGCAUCGUUAAAAAUACCAUUUAAAUAAGAUAUUUAAAAUUUUAUAAUAAUAAAUUCUUUAGUUUUCCUUCCUAUUAAACUUUUUAGCAUUAUUGAUAAACACAAAGUAAGAUGUAUAAAGAAGGAGAGUUAGUAUCUUUCUUGGAUUUGCUAGAUUUAGACGAAGAGGUUAUAGACAGAAGAGCAAAAAGUAUCAUGCAACGAAGUACUUUAAGCAGUCAGCAUUUAGAACAUUUUAUUUACCUUCUUCAAUACAAGCAUUUGAUCAACAUCAGAGAGAAUAGUGAAUGCGAAAAUGAGGAAGAAUUCAACUUUCUUAGUAAACUAAUUGUCGACGCAGACAAUGAGAAUGCGAACGCAACAUGUACACUUGUAAAUUUAGUAUUAACAUUAAAUCCUUCCACCAUAAUAAAUAAAUCCGAGCAUCUUUUGCAACAAAUAUUAUCAACAAUAAAUUUCCCUCCUAUUAAGAGGAGCAUCAUUGAAGAUGGUGGUUCUACAAGUAGAGAGACAGAAGACACACUAGUUAAACUAAGGAUUUGUGGUAGUGUAUUAGAUGCUGCGAAGAAAGUUGGAGCUAGGCUGGCUUUGCCAUUUCUGCUUGUUCCACUGGAGCAAAUUAUUUGCACUGAAAAUAAACAACUACAAGGAUUCUUCCUUAUGAACACUGUUCCCAAAUUUUUUGAGACCGUUGAUGAUUGUAAUAUUCUUGAUAGAAUUUGGAGUUUCAUAAAACAACUAAAUGAUAGUGCAAAUGCUUUAAAAGUUUUAUGUAGCCUUUCAAACUAUUAUUUACCAGUAAUUGAAGAUGAAUCUGAAAAUAUUUCAAUCGAAUCUACUAUCAUAAUGGAUUCCGAGUUUUGGAAUUUUAUUCUGAGUGGAUUGCUCUGUGAUGCUCAAUGUUUAUCUUUAAGAAAGCAGGCCAUAUACCUCGCGAAAAGAGCCAUAGACUAUGCUGCAUAUAGGAAAAAAGAUAUUAAAAUCACCUCACACAGCACAUUCAUAUGGUCUAAAGAAAAUGAAAAAACAUUAAGAAAAAUGUGGGAAAACUAUUUUAUAUUAAUAGAUAGUUUACAAGAGAAACAAAGCAAUAUUGUUCUACCGUCAUUAAAACUUUUUAAUAGCAUCAACGACAUAGGCCACUGUUGGUUGGCGGCCGCUUUUAAUAUUGGCCUGAAACAUGAUAAUUUCCAAGUGAGACAAAAAUGCUUGAUCUAUAGGUUUCAGUAUAGAAUAAGUAAUCAAAUGGAGGCUGUAGGUGUUCUAGAAGCUCUUAACGACCCAGCAAUAUUUGAUAAUAGAAUUAGACAUACCUCAGUUAUUACACUACUGAAGGAAGCCCUAACAAAUGUUCGAACACUUAUAAAUUUUCUCCAGGGAAUGGCGGAUGUCAAGUUGUCACCAGUGCCACUGUUCUCUUUGACAUCCUGCUUAGCUGAUCUCCAUAUAUUGCUUAGCGAUUCUGAUCAGAAAACUUUAUUAAAAACUAUACACAAGAUAUUAAACACUCCAUGCAAUAACACAGUGCUAAGAAAGGCCAUAUGUGUUAACAUGUCACACUUUAUUGCAAAUUGCUGUAAGAAUUUACAUUGGAAGGAGUAUUUAUUGUUGUAUCCAUUACUGGCUGUUGAAUGCAACCAGGAAUUUAUGAAUCCAUUUGUUAGUUUCAUACAGAAUGAUAUGGAUGUACCUGAGGAUGAGAUGGUGCAGUUCAUAAAUACUGGAAAGAAAUCGCAUCUUAAUAUACAAUAUGCCCUAAUUUACUUCCGAGGUCAAGAUAAGCCCUUGUUUCUGGAGAUGAUCGAUGAUAUGAUACAUCGAGUCAAGGAUACCAGCAGUAGACAGUAUUCAAACAAGUUAGACUGUUUAGACGAGGCCAUCUUCAUCUCACAUUUGUAUAAUUAUCGAGACAAUAACACAAUAACUCAUAUAUAUUACAAUUCUGAAGCAUUCCCAGCUAUAAUGCAAUAUAUUGGUAGUUUAUUGUCAGAUGAAAUUAAUUUGGAUUUUGAUAAAAUGAAUUUACUCUUAGAAGGUUUCGAUUAUGCAUUAAGAGCUGUGAAUAUUAUUAAUUAUAAGGAAAACUUAUUACAGCUAUAUAAAUCAGCUGAGUUUCUCCUAAAAGAUAAAAACUCUGAUCUGCAGAAAAAACUUCUCGCAUUACUCACUCUCAAUACACUUAUGAAAUCGAAAUUUCGGGACGUUUGUGACGAAGUUCCGGUUAUUGAAGCAUUUGUAAACAUCAUUAAGAAUAUUAAUUAUUCUGGACAAAAACGAGAAGAUGGCGGCAGAUUGAGGAACAGUUUUUAUGAAAAUAUAUGUCAUUUAUUGUGUACAGUGUAUACAAGUGGAUCUAUAAAAGAUAUUAUAUAUUUUAUUGAUACAGUAGUGGAAUGUGGAGGUCACGGCUGUUUGAAAUGGUUAUUGAAUUUAACUAAUAAAAUAAUAACGGAACUGUUGGAGAAAGAUAGUGUCAAAUUUGAUUUAAUACAGUUUCUGAAUAGAAUGUGGAAAGAGAUCGAAGACCUGAAGUCAAACAGCCAAUAUUCAAUUUGUAUGGAACACUUUAUAAAUCUGCUCACCCACGAUGCUGUGUUAAAGAGACCAAUAUAUAAUAACCUCGUUAUCUCAUACUGCAAUAAGAUUAUUAACUAUGCCACAUUAAAGUAUUCCCCGCUGUAUUUUCUUAUAAGACGACUGACUCUGAUUGAUAUCUCGUCUUAUGGCCACAUGAUUUAUAUUUUAUGUGAAAUUUUGCUAUACGCAAACAUUCCGAACAAAGAACAAAGGAUAGCUGAAAACUUACAAGUGACAAUAUUAGAGCGAUCAGAUUUUUAUGGAAUAAAUGAAGAAUGCGUCCAGUUUAAUUGUCACAUACAAUAUUUGGCAGUUUCAGUACUUGUUAAGAUAAGGGACAAUGAAAUUCUUGAUACCGUGGUGAGGUCAGUGAGGAGAAGGAUUGAGGAAUUGCUGAAAAACAAACUUCGGUACAACGAGAAUUCCUACCUCGAGAGGUCUAUAGAAUCUGGUUUACAAUGUUUGCUCUUCAUAGCUCUUAUGAGCGAGGAGGUCGAUUUGAAGGACAGUGCUGUGUGGUGUAUGGAGUUAUUGGGAAGGAUGCCACACCAACCGUAUGUCAAGAUAUGUCUGGAAUGGUUUAUUUGCUUAUACUAUUAUUUUGAGAAACAUAUCAUAGGUCAAGAAAUAUUGGACACAUUAAACUCACGGAAUGUUCCCAUACAGUCGCAAUUCAUGAUCCUAUACUGGAUUCUGAUACGUAAAAUUCAAACGAAAGCCUGUGUCCAGGCGGAGUUCGAUCACGUCAUGGAGUUUUUAACCUCACACAGCAUGGGCCCGGUCUACGGCGUGCGGCUGAACGCACAGUAUCUGGCCACGAAGAUUGUCGACAUCAAUGACAAACAGAAAUACAAAUUGGAUGACAAACAAUUCACAUACAUUAUAAGGGUUAUAAGGAAUUGUCUGCGUCAAGCCCAGGAGUUGGAAGAGAAGAGUCUCAUGAAGUUAUCAAACAGCUAUUUCAUCAAUUCUUUUGACAUCGUCCAAAGCUUGAACUUCUUCGACGUGUUCUAUAAACUGCCCCUGUCGUUAACACACACCGCCAGACAUUUCGAUAUGACCAAUAAAUUUCUUCAAACUAUGACCUUGGACAUUGAAGCGUGUUUGGAAACAGGUUUGAGGGGUGAACUCCUGAGAGGUCGAUUCGUCGUUCCAGAGAAGAUCCGAUGUGAGUUUUUAACAGAUGUCAUUGAUGACGAGGAACCUGAGAUUAUACAAAAAAAAUACGUUCCCUGGAAGAGUAUGAGCGACGUGGACGCUCACAGCGAACGUCAUAGACCUCCCAGUGGCCUGGUGGUGGUGGCGUCUCUGGUCGACAAGUUGCCCAACCUGGGCGGCAUGGCGCGGACGGGGGAGGUGUUCGGAGUACACACGUACGUCAUGGACAGUCUGAGACAUCUACAGAACAGAAUGUUCCAAGACCUGAGCGUGUCAGCUGAGCGGUGGCUGAACGUGGAAGAGGUCCGCCCGGGAGAGCCGCUCAAGCGAUAUCUCAUGACGAAGAAGGCCGAGGGACACACCGUCGUAGCUGCGGAACAGACUUCUAAUAGCGUCAAACUGCAACAUUUCAAAUUCCCCAAGAAAACCAUCUUGUUGCUGGGACACGAGAAGGAGGGCGUCUCGUGUGAGCUGCUGCCUCUGUGCGACGCGUGCGUGGAGGUCCCUCAGCGAGGAGUGGUCCGCUCCCUCAACGUGCACGUCACCGCCGCCCUCUUCGUGUGGGAGUACACGCGCCAGCACCUCCUCUAGAUAUUCAUAUAUGUUGCCUAAUGCUAACAUUGAAAAUAAUAAUUGGAAAACUUUGUUAUGUUG